Zychaea mexicana is the source of this 1896-nucleotide messenger RNA. Its product is annotated as DUF1479 domain protein. The record is from RefSeq and is a predicted model, not a curated record. The coding region runs from base 457 to 1797 and encodes 446 amino acids. The transcript is spliced from 5 exons. NCBI's taxonomy places the organism in Eukaryota, Fungi, Mucoromycota, Mucoromycetes, Mucorales, Lichtheimiaceae.
CUUAGAUCCAUAUGAGCAAGACGACUCCUUAAUCAAUGUCUUUACAUACGUUUGCCCGUACGUAUCACAAAGCAAUGCUGAAACCAGGGUCUGUGCGGAAAAGAUCAAAAUUGCCACCUUUCACAUAUCUUGACGUCAUAGUAAGCUCGCUUCCAAACGUCCCAAUCCGCGCGAUAGUACCGCUUACAAGAUAUUAUGUGCACCGCUGAAUAUACUUAAGAUCACUCAGUUUCUUCCCGUCUUUUCCAUUGGAAAAUGAUUACGAAAUUUCUCCCGUUUGAUUUCAAAAAAUUCAGUGAAACGUUUCCGUGGAGAUAACAUUAACCGCAAGUGUUCCGCGUUGCCGUGGAGUCAAUUUUUUCCGUGGAGUAUGAAUAAACUGGUUAUUUAAAGCAAGUUUUGCACGACCAACCAUCCCCACACUCACAGCUCUAAAGAAUUACACACAUUCACACAAUGCUCCGUUCUGCAAACAAGGCCAAAGGCAACAUUUCAUCCGUUUUCGCACAUCUCGGCGCUUCUACGCCUGAAAUAGAUCCCCGGUUUCUGGAACUCAAAAAGCAAAUUGCUCCCAAAAACCCAGAUGUCCUUCGCAAGGCUUUCGAUAGAGUGCUGAACGCCAUGGAAAUUGAAUCUCAAACGAUCCGUCAGCGUGGUUCCGCCGUUAUCCCAGAAGUAACCAUGGAAGAUAUCAAGGCCAAUGGCGGCCGCCUGCCUUCCAAGCUGAUCCCUGAAGUCAAGAAACGUGGUGCUGUGGUGGUUCGCAAUAUCGUUGAUCGUGCCGUCGCUGCUGAAUACAAGUCAUCCAUCCAAGAUUAUAUCCAGCGCCAUCCCGGAAUUGCUGGCUUCCCCGAAGAUAACCCGCAGGUUUGGGAGGUUUACUGGUCUCAGGCCCAAGUGAAAGCUCGUAGCCAUCCAAAUUUCACCGCAACAGCUGUUGCCCUGAACCAUCUCUGGCAUGGCGACAAGAAAGCACCCAUCAACCUGGACAGCAACUUGGUGUAUUGUGAUCGAAUGCGUAUUCGUCAACCAGGCGAUGGCAAGUUUACGCUUGCGGGUCACAUAGAUGGUGGAUCGUUGGAACGUUGGGAAGAUCCGGAAUAUCGCCGCUGUUAUACCAAGAUUCUGGAAGGCAAAUGGGAAGAGUAUGAUCCUUAUGACGUGACACAUCGUAUUGAAGCAAACAUGGACCUUUAUGAUGCACCUGGUGGCUGCUCCAUGUUCCGCAUCUUCCAAGGUUGGCUGGCCAUUUCCAAGAUCACUCCUGGCGGUGGUACCCUCAGAGUUUGCCCAUUGGUCAAGGAACCCACAGCCUAUUUCAUGAUGAAGCCUUUGCUAGAGGAGAGCAUGGGUACUAGCAAUUUUAUGGGUGCAUGGCCUGGGCGUUGCCAAGAUAUCACAACUGAAGAUCACCCACAUAUUGUGGAUUCCAUGGUUUCUGUUCCCGAGGUCGAUUGUGGUGACGGCGUGUUCUGGCAUUGCGAUCAAAUCCACGCAGUCGAGCCUAAGCAGACCAUGAAGACCGAUUCUUCCGUCUUGUAUAUUCCCUCAACCCCAAUGUGUCCUCGUAGCUCUGAUUAUUUGCGACGCCAGCGUGCUGCCUUUGAACAGGGGCUUACGCCACCAGAUUUCCCUGCAAAUGAUUGUGAAGAACACUUUGAUGACAGAGCCACGCCUGCCAUGUUGACCGAGGAGCAAAAGUUGGGUAUGGGCUUUGCACCCUUUUCUGAAACGGAUGGUAUGAGCGAAGGCCAACUCCAAGCUAUCCGGGAUCACAACCGUAGCAUUUCCCAAUAAAUGGUGUUAAUCCAUCUGUAUAAUAAAAACAACCUGUAUUAUAAUUAAAAAUAGUAAACAAUUCGUAAUUUUCUUCGUUCCUUCAUGUUGAUAAGAAAG